AUGGGACAAGAUGGCACCUACAUUUUUCCAGACAAGAUAGGCCCGACUAUGGCUGUCCUUAGACAAGACAUUCAUCAAAACAUCCAGAGAUUGGAGAUUCUUUUGGAAUCGGAUCCUACAAAGUAUUCGAAUUUGAUUGAGAUGUUGAAAAAGGAAGAGAGUGAAGGGAAAGCAAGAAAGGGUAGCAGUUGCAGUAAAGCCUUCCUCUGGCUUACCAGAUCCAUGGAUUUUAUGGUAGCUUUAUUACAAAGAUUGGUGAAGGAACCUGAGCAGAACAUGGAACAAGUAGUUCAAGAAUCCUAUAAUGUUACUUUGAAGCCUAGGCAUGGAUGGAUCUCGUCGGCUGCUUUUAUGAAUUCAAGUUCACAUGUAGCUCUAAAACUGGUGCCGUAUAACAAGACAUUCACUAGUCUCCUCUUGAAAAAAGAUCAAAAUUACGACAACCUUAAAGAGGAUAUGCAGACAUUGAUCUCAUUACUCGUGCCUUUACUAGAACAUAUCCACUCUAUUCUGAGGUUUUAUCGAUUGGAUAGGUUAAAGUCUAGGUGAGGAAAACCUUUUCCCCUUAAGAGAGGCAAGAACAGGCAUACGAAGUUCGGUUCCUCUUUUGCUGGACAUAUACAUCAGUACAUAGCCUGAUAGCCUUGUAAAUUGUACGCCAAAUCUGCUU
Molecule: messenger RNA, 670 nt
Organism: Hibiscus syriacus
Lineage: Eukaryota; Viridiplantae; Streptophyta; Magnoliopsida; Malvales; Malvaceae
Product: glycolipid transfer protein 3-like
Exons: 6
Coding region: 1-549 (182 amino acids)
Biological process (GO): ceramide transport; intermembrane lipid transfer
Cellular component (GO): membrane; cytoplasm; cytosol
Molecular function (GO): ceramide 1-phosphate transfer activity; ceramide 1-phosphate binding
Source: RefSeq, a predicted model, not a curated record